Messenger RNA from Solanum lycopersicum (tomato), 2100 nucleotides. Its product is annotated as IQ domain-containing protein. Gene Ontology annotation, molecular function: protein binding. Lineage: Eukaryota; Viridiplantae; Streptophyta; Magnoliopsida; Solanales; Solanaceae. The record is from RefSeq and is a predicted model, not a curated record.
CAAUAGGGUAGUUUCCUUGCUAUUUCUUUUCUUCACAUGACCUAUAUUCCUCCAAAUUUUUUUUAUAUAUAUAAUCAAGACAAUAACUAGAUCAUGUUAGUUUAUUCUUUUUAUAUAAGUGGUAAAAUACAGCAAAGCAUAGAGAAUAGAAUGCAAUAGUAGUUAACACCUAGGCAUAGAUACUCUUCCUAUCAAAAUAAGUGUCGUUUUAAUUCAUUUCAGUGUCGUUUUAGCUAAAUCCGCAUUAUAUUUUGGGACAGAUGGGUAGUACAUUGAAUUCUUGCUUUAAUUAAAAAAGGCCACACUGGUAUUCAAAGGUGAUAAUCGUUCAUUGAAGUAAGAUAUAGACAUAGAACAUCUUCCAAAAUCCAAAAAAAUCAUUUGUUUCAAUUUAUCUAUACAUCUACUUGGUAACAUUUCUUCAUUUGCUCUUUUUCAUAAUGCAUUUGCUAGUUUAAAAGAUUGUCAAAAAAGGGAUGGGGAAAACAGGUAGAUGGAUUAAGAACUUGUUGAUAGGGAAGAAAGAUAAAGAUAAAGACAAAGACAAAUUAGAAGGUGAGAAGAUUCAAAACUCUAUUACUAGCAAUGAACAUCAACCAACAACACCAAUUUCAAUUCCUUCAACAACUCCUAAAGAUAAGAAGAGGUGGAGUUUCAGGAGGUCAUCAGCCACCCCACCAGGUCAGAGGGAUUUGAGUGGCACCGACAUCGUUGCCACCACCACAGCUAAACAAGAACUUCUUGAGUCAGACAAUGACCACAAGAAGCAUGUUUUAGCUGUGGCAGCUGCAACGGCCGCGGCUGCUGAUGCAGCAGCGGCCGCUGCUAAGGCUGCAGCAGCAGCGAUCCAAUUCACUGCUGCUGCUAGAGCCUAUGCACUUGAAGAAGACGCAGCAUCCAAGAUUCAAGCAGUUUUCCGCGGUUAUUUGGCAAGAAAAGCCCUGAAUGCACUAAAAGGACUAGUGAAGUUGCAGGCCUUAGUAAGAGGACAUUUAGUGAGAAAACAAGCUGCUGCAACUCUCAGAUGUAUGCAAGCAUUAGUAACUGUUCAAGCUCGAGCUCGAGCCCAACGAAUACGAAUGACUGAAGAAGAAAAUCCAAACAAUCCAAGACAAUCUGUUCACAGAAAAUCUACUCAGGACAACAAAUUUCGACACUCCUAUCAAGAUUAUGAAGAGGACAUCAAGAUUGUGGAAAUGGAUUUAGGAGAAUCAAAAGGCAAUACAAAGAGUAGAAAUUGCUAUUCAAAUCAAGGCCAAACGGAGAGAACAGAACAUCGAUUUUCAACUCACAACGCGUAUACAAAUCAAGAACAUCAUCAACACAUAAUAUCUCCAGUACCAUCAGCUAUAACAGAACAAAGUCCAAAAGCGUAUAGUGGACACUUUGAGGACUACACAUCAUAUCCCACAACACACAGCAGUCCACAAUACUAUAACAACACAAUGUCAAAACCUGAUCCAUCAAGAAUCCUAUACUCAUCUUAUGCUCGUUCAGAGUAUGCAGAACCUGAAUCCCUUUACAAUGAGUAUCCAUUUUAUCCAAGUUACAUGGCGAAUACUAAAUCAUCGAUAGCUAAAGCGCGAUCUCACAGUGCACCAAAGCAACGUCCUGAUCAAACAUCAUUUGAGAGACAACCAAGUAGACGAAGACCAUCAAUAGAAGGACGUAACGUCCCAAGGGCGGUGAGAAUGCAGAGAUCAUCUUCACAUGUUGGAUCAACAGCUCAAAAUUAUCAGUAUCCUUGGUCAAUCAAGCUUGAUAAAUCAAAUAUUUCAAUCAAUGAUAGUGAAUGUGGAUCAAAUUGUAGUGUCUUUACUACUCACACUAAUUACUGCAGAUCACUUGUUGGUUUCGACGUUCAAGAACAUAGGUACUAACAAAGGAUGGAUCAGCAGAGCAAUCUUCAGUUUCAUGUCAAGUAAUUUGGACAAAUUUGUAUUUCUAGUACUGAAGUUCUUUGUAUGUAGAGUUCAUUUUGUUUGUCUAAUAAUCUACUUUUUUAUUUUAAUUUUUGUUAUUUUACUUCAACGUAUUUUUUUAUGUUUGUAAUGAAAGAAGUUGUUCAUACUCAAUUUACUUUUUUUUUGGUGUGAUGAA